This is a messenger RNA of Selaginella moellendorffii, 992 nucleotides long. Its product is annotated as autophagy protein 5. Lineage: Eukaryota; Viridiplantae; Streptophyta; Lycopodiopsida; Selaginellales; Selaginellaceae. The transcript has 8 exons. Bases 25 to 972 code for a protein of 315 amino acids. The record is from RefSeq and is a predicted model, not a curated record. Gene Ontology annotation, biological process: autophagy of mitochondrion; C-terminal protein lipidation; nucleophagy. Gene Ontology annotation, cellular component: cytoplasm; phagophore assembly site membrane; Atg12-Atg5-Atg16 complex.
GUCUAGGGCUAACACUUACAAGCUAUGGAUGCCAGGCGCCAUGUCUGGGAGGGCGCGAUCCCCAUUUCUUUUCAGCUGGAUCCUUCCGAGAUUGCUACGGCGCCAGCUCCUCUUCCGCUUCUGCUAAUGGCUGCUCGGAAUGGAUACCUCCCCCUCCUCGCUAAUCGAAUCCGGCAGUAUUUCCAGAACGCUGUCUUGUCUUCUCCUUCGUCUUCUACCCCUUCCAGCGAUCAGAUUCUGUGGUUCGAUUUCAAAGGUUUGCCUCUCAAAUGGCACAUUCCUACUGGUGUUCUGUUUGACUUGCUGUGUCUUGAGCCACAAAGGCCGUGGGAUCUCACAGUCCAUUUUCGGGGCUAUCCUUCCGAGAUGAUGGCUCCUUACGAGGGCGAUGAAGCUGUGAAAUGGAGCUUCAUGAACACUCUGAAAGAGGCGUCGUACAUCAUUCGUGGAAACACGAAGAACGUCAUGGACUUGACACAGAACGACCAGAACAACCUGUGGAGCAGCAUUGUGAAAGGGGAUAUGGAAGAACACGAUCGCAUCGCAGCUCAGUUUGUUGGUCCUGGGAGAAUCGAAGGCAAGCCAGGGAAGGUACCUCUACGCCUUUACGUUCGUGCUGUGAACGGCGGUCUGGAUGAUCCUUUCUCUUUAGCCCCAGUCAAAAGCUGGAACGAAGUGAUGAUUCUGACGAGACCCGUAGAAAUUCUUCGCCAAGAAGAAGGCCUAGCGUUCACCUUAGGAGACGCACUGGUGAAAGUUCUGCCUCAAUAUUUUGGUAGCAGCUCCGAAGAUCCCGAGCAUAGCAGUAGCGAUUCUAGAGUUGACGAAUACGGACCGGGUGUACAGUUCGAUGGCACGGUCAAAAUUCAGGGAAUUCAGCCCAACCUCGACUUGCCUUUCGACUGGGUGGCCAGAAAUUUGGCUGGACAAGAGCAUUUCACCCACGUCUGCCUGUGGGUGCCCGGGAAAUAAAGCUGACAACGUUUCUGUAA